UCAGUUGGAAUGAGUCUGGAUAUUGCAAGCAUUGAUACAAUAUCAGAAAUAAAUAUGGACUACACAGCUACCAUAUUUCUAAGGCAGCGAUGGACUGAUGAGAGGCUCUGUUUUGAUGGUAAUAAGAGUUUAAGCUUAGAUGGUCGCCUUGUGGAAAUGCUUUGGGUGCCAGAUACCUUCAUAGUUGAUUCAAAAAAGUCUUUUCUUCAUGAUAUCACUGUUGAGAAUCGUCUCAUAAGAAUAUACCCUAAUGGAACAGUCUUGUAUGCUCUGCGGAUCACCACAACUGUUGCGUGCAGCAUGGAUCUGACCAAGUAUCCGAUGGAUAAGCAGACGUGUACUUUGCAACUGGAAAGCUGGGGUUAUAACAUCAAUGAUGUCACGUUUUACUGGACUAGAGGAAAUGAUUCAGUUCGAGGUUUGGACACACUCCGACUGGCACAAUAUACAGUAGAAGACCACUUUACCUCAGUAUCGGAAGCGGCAUAUGAGACAG
Messenger RNA from Phaethon lepturus (White-tailed tropicbird), 496 nucleotides. RefSeq names its product gamma-aminobutyric acid receptor subunit pi-like. The annotation marks the transcript as partial. NCBI's taxonomy places the organism in Eukaryota, Metazoa, Chordata, Aves, Phaethontiformes, Phaethontidae. The transcript has 4 exons. The record is from RefSeq and is a predicted model, not a curated record. Gene Ontology annotation, cellular component: synapse; membrane; neuron projection. Gene Ontology annotation, biological process: monoatomic ion transmembrane transport; nervous system process; regulation of membrane potential. Gene Ontology annotation, molecular function: extracellular ligand-gated monoatomic ion channel activity; GABA-A receptor activity; neurotransmitter receptor activity.